This is a messenger RNA of Rhagoletis zephyria (snowberry fruit fly), 783 nucleotides long. Lineage: Eukaryota; Metazoa; Arthropoda; Insecta; Diptera; Tephritidae. The record is from RefSeq and is a predicted model, not a curated record.
AUGUCGGAAAUAAAAGAAUGGUUCCUUUCAAUGCCGCCCAUCACACGGGCUUGGUUUGGCCUCUCGGUGGCCUUUCCCCUCAUCGGUCGCCUUGGCAUUUUAAACGCAUACUAUAUGAUUUUAACGUCGGAUUUUAUCACAAAGCUACACUUAUGGCGUCCUCUGUCUGCAACCUUCUACUAUCCACUCACACCUGGGACCGGAUUUCACUACCUGAUCAACCUGUACUUCCUUUACAACUACUCGAAAAAUCUAGAAACAAAUGAAUUUACAGGUAGACCAGCCGAUUAUUUAUUUAUGCUCAUGUUCAAUUGGGCCGCUCUUGUGUUAAUGGGCAUAUUCAUGAACCUCUACCUCCUGAUGGAUCCACUCAUUUUGAGCGUGCUCUACGUUUGGUGUAACCUGAAUCCAGAGCUAAUUGUUAGCUUCUGGUUUGGAACGCGAUUUAAGGCCCGCUAUUUGCCGUGGGUUCUUUGUGGCUUCAAUCUGUUGCUUGGUUCUGGGGGCUUCAAUGAAAUUCUUGGAAUUAUUGUUGGUCAUUUGUACUUUUACGUCAAGUACAAGUACCCUCAGGACAAUGGUGGCGCUCAGUUGAUCAAUACGCCCAAUUUUCUGUAUGGCUAUCUUCCCAGCUUUACCCCAAUGCGGAGUACUGGUUCAACGCUUAACUCAUUUCAGACUGCAUCUUCAGUUCGAAAUCGCCGAAAUCCAGGCCCUGAUCCGGCGCCUGCAUCGUCGGGUGGCUACAACUGGGGCCGUGGACAAGUUUUGGGUGGACGUUAA